AUGCUUGAACUUGAACUUCCAUUGCCGUCUAUUGUUUAUCGAGGGGCGCAAAUGAGCAAAAUUGACAUCGAACUCUUGCAAGAGAGCAAGAAUUGUCUUAUCGCAACAAAUGGCUUUCUCUCCACGACUCGUAAUCGUGAGGUCGCUAAAAUUUAUGCAGGCUCUGGUGUGAUCAUAUCAAGACGUCGUGGCGAAAUUCAUGCUGUCAUUUUCGAAUUUGUUAUACCGUCUGAUUUACAAUCGAUUGUGUUCGCUGACAUUUCCUAUUUGAGUAAAAUGAUCGAUGAGGAGGAAGUUCUAUUCGAUAUUGGAACGACAUUCAUUGUCUCUGAUGUUACUUAUGAUGAUGUUGAACAAACGUGGAUUAUUCGUCUCAUUGGCUCGGACAAAGGCCGUAAUAUUGUUAGUAAAGAAUAUAUUGAAUUUUAUCGUGAACACACCAAGAAUCUAUCACCAACAAUAAAACUGGGUGAAUUUCUCACUAUUGUUGGACGGUAUGAUCAAGCACGGGAUUAUUUUGAUGAUUUACUGAAAGUUGAUUAUGAAAAUGAGGUUCAUAUUCUGUAUAGUCUCGCUUGGAUUGAUCAAUGCCAAGGCAAAUAUAAGGAUGCACGAGUCAAACUAGAUUGUGCUUAUGAGCUGGAAAAUCAAAACCAUUCACCAUCUCAACAGAUAUUACGACAUAUUAUCAUCGACAAUGGUACUAUUCAUCUAUUAAUGGGUGAACCAAAUCUAGCAUUGAAUUGUUAUCUAAAAGCCGACAAAAUGAUGUCAAGCUCGGCUGUAUUCAACAAUAUCGGACUUUCUUAUCGGCAAAAGCGACAGUGGGAUAAGGCCUUGGAGUUUUUCAACAAGGCACUAGCACGAGAUCAACAUGAUUGGCCAAAUGGACAUUAUCGAAUCGGGAUCACUUUGGACAAUAUUGGUCGAACCUACAAUGGUCAGGGAAAGUAUAGAAGAGCACUCAAAUUUCAUUUCCGAGGUCUAAAAAUGAAACAGUUAACCUUACCGGAAGACCAUAAAGAUAUUGGCAUUAGUUUCAACAAUAUUGGCUUGACCUAUAACGAUCUGGAAAUGUACGAUGAGGCAUUGGUUUACCUUAUGCGUGCAGUUGAUAUCUAUAAAAUGUGCUUGCCAGAAAUUCAUCGUGAGCAGGGCAUUCUAUUCGAUAACAUCGCUAUUGCAUAUCGGUUCAAAGAACAGUGGAAUGAAUGUUUCUACUAUUAUCAACUAGCACUUCACAUCAAAGAACACCUCGAUCCAAUCGAUCGGCUAAUACUUGCUCAGACUCUCCACAAUCUCGGUGUAGUGUAUGCUGAUUCAUCUAUAACGAAUGAUCAGCAGGAUGAUAAGAAAGCAUUCGACUAUUUUCAACGAGCACUUUCCAUGCAUGAAGCUAAUGGGUCGAUAUGGUCGCUCGAUGCUGCCACCACACUUUACGAACAGGCUCGAUUACAUGAACGGUGUCAAGAAUAUCGAGAAGCUUUUGAAUUAUUAAUUCAAGCUCUGAAUAUUCAGCAGACUACUUUGCCUCGCAAUCAUCCGGAAACGAUCAAAACUCGAACAGCGUUAAUUGGACUCAAGAUUGAACUUUGA
This is a messenger RNA of Rotaria sp. Silwood2, 1596 nucleotides long. The record is from the annotation of a GenBank genome assembly. Lineage: Eukaryota; Metazoa; Rotifera; Eurotatoria; Philodinida; Philodinidae.